AUGGAAGCUAUACUGAGAGAGCAUGCUCACCUGGGAGCACGGGGGUCACAGAUUGUGGUGGCGAGACUUCGAGAAGAGAUCGUGUGUCUGGAGAAGGUGGUUGAAAAAGCUGGGCCGCUGGAGAAGAUGGUGCGGGAUUUGAGGAAAGAGCUCGAUGAGGUGAAGCAGCAGCGCAACGGGCUGCGGCAGCAGCUGAGGAAUACCCAGGAGCACAGAGGGAGGCUAAGUCAACAAAUUUUGGAAGCUCAAGAUAUUUCCCUUCAGGUUCUGCGUGACUGCGUGAGAGAAAUCGACAGAGUUCCAGCACAAGGAGUGCAGCAGCUGGUGCGAGCAAUAAAUGAUCAGAUUCAGCAUGUAUUGGAGGAAGAAGGGGAGGAUAUCAUAGAGGUCACUCCAGAGCCCAAGAUAGACAAGAUAGGGAACUUUCCCAUGGCAUUGGAGGGAGUCCUCGCUGUGACAGCGUAUUGGUAG
This is a messenger RNA of Closterium sp. Yama58-4, 471 nucleotides long. The record is from the annotation of a GenBank genome assembly. NCBI's taxonomy places the organism in Eukaryota, Viridiplantae, Streptophyta, Zygnematophyceae, Desmidiales, Closteriaceae.